AUGCUACUUGAGUAUAAAUAUUUUUGUGGUGAGACUCCUGCGCUAAGAGCCAUAGGAAAUAUUGUCACUGGGACAGAUGAACAGACGCAGGUUGUAAUAGAUGCAGGAGCACUUGCCAUCUUUCCCAGCCUACUAACGAACUCCAAAACUAAUAUUCAGAAGGAAGCUACAUGGACAAUGUCAAACAUCACUGCUGGCCGCCAGGACCAGAUACAGCAAGUUGUGGAUCAUGGAUUAGUCCCAUUCCUCAUUGGUGUUCUUGCUAAGGCAGACUUUAAGACACAAAAGGAAGCUGUAUGGGCUGUGACCAACUAUACAAGUGGUGGAACAGUUGAACAAAUUGUAUACCUCGUUCAUUGUGGCAUAAUAGAACCACUGAUGAACCUCUUAACUGCGAAAGAUACCAACAUUAUUCUGGCUAUUCUAGAGGCCAUUUCAAAUAUAUUUCAGGCUGCUGAGAAACUAGGUGAAAGUGAGAAACUAAGUAUAAUGAUUGAAGAAUGUGGAGGUUUGGAC
Molecule: messenger RNA, 516 nt
Organism: Myotis brandtii (Brandt's bat)
Lineage: Eukaryota; Metazoa; Chordata; Mammalia; Chiroptera; Vespertilionidae
Product: importin subunit alpha-1-like
Exons: 2
Biological process (GO): NLS-bearing protein import into nucleus
Cellular component (GO): nucleus
Molecular function (GO): nuclear import signal receptor activity; protein binding
Source: RefSeq, a predicted model, not a curated record